UGUGGACGGAGCCCUCAGGGAUCACCCGCGUCCGCCAGCCUCGAGAGUCGUUACCUCCCGGGCUUGCUUUUCUCCUUUAUCACAGAUGCCUUAUUGUGAAAAUUAAGCUAAGUCUUUGGGACAUGGUUAAAAAAAAAACUAGCAAGUGAAACAUGCAAUAAAAAACUGAAAUCAACAGAAGAGGCUUAUACUAUAUUCCAUGAUGGUGAUGAUCAUUUUCACAGAUCCUAAGAGAAAACAGAGAACAACUGAAUACCUUUAUCCAUCUUUGAUGACAAGGAAAAUGGAAAAACUCAGGAGAGCAAGACUGAAACUACAGAUUUGUUGAAACUUUUGAGGGUUGUAAUCCCUUAAAAUAGGCCAGAUAUUGAAUCAUUUCAUUGGGAAGGCCUAGAGGAUGCAAAUUCUACAGUAGAAUCCAUGAACAUCAACAGAAUAUCUAAAUAACUAUACUUACGUUUCUGAAAAUAUUAAAGAAAUUAGAAUGGAAAGAAAUCACAAGUUAUCUAUCCCAGUUAGUGCAGAAGAAGUGGAAUAUAGCACAAGCAAAGCAUUCAUAGGACCUAUUUACAAAAGUCCUGAGGAAAAUAAACGAGAUAAAAGAAAACAUCACACAAAAAAAGUCACUGGUGGACUGGAAAACAAACAAAGCCUUUCUUCUAAUAAACUGGAUAUAGAUAAUGAGUUAUCUCAGUUUUACAAAGAAAUUCAGGAGCUUGAGAGUGAAAAAGAAGAUUUGGAAGAUAAUUGCCAGGAAUUUAAACCCACUCAGGAACAAUUUGGUUUAUGUGAUCAAGGCCUUUACAAUGAAAACUUAAAAUCUGAUGAAGAAAAGAAAGAUACUUGGUUUAGUACUAUACAAUCACCUCCUGGUGUUGAGCAAUAUUUUAGUAAGGAGCCAGUUGGUUGGAAUACUGAAUAUGCAAUUAAUGGACCAGUAGAACCUACAUUUUUAAACAACCCAAUUCCUUCCUUUAGGCCCGAAUGGCAGUCAUUGGAACCCUCUUUAGUUCCUCAAGGCCUUUUUCCUCCUGGAUUUAAUUAUCAUUUAAAUGUUCAAAGAUUUAACCCCUCUCCAUCUCCACCACCAAAUGUUUUUCAUGCUCCAGAUGUUAAAUUAUGUGAAAUGUACAAUGGAUAUAAUGUAAACAGUCGCUACACAAAUUGGAAUUGUCCAGCAUUUGACCAGACUAACAGAUAUUCUGAUUGUGAUGGGAGUAAUAGUAGCACACAGGCCUCUAGAAAUGGAUGUAAUGAGCAAGAUGGACGAGACAGUAAUGGUUUCUGUGAAACAAGAGAAGAAUCUUGGGAAGACCCUUCUUUAUUCCAGAUGGAAAAAACAGACAGGCUUUUACACCAGGAGUUCCAUGAGGAAAAGCUAAAGAGGCUACUUAUCCUUUUAAGAGGUCUGCCUGGAUCAGGGAAAACAACACUGUCUCGUGUUCUUCUUGGUCAGAAUCGUGGUGGCAUUGUCUUCAGCACUGAUGACUACUUUCGGCAUCAAAAUGGGUACACAUAUAAUGUCAAACAACUUGGUGAUGCUCAUGACUGGAACCAGAGCAGAGCAAAGAAAGCUAUUGACCAGGGAAGAUCUCCAGUAAUAAUAGAUAACACUAAUACUCAAGCUUGGGAAAUGAAACCAUAUGUGGAAAUGGCUAUAGGCAAAGGAUAUCGAGUGGAGUUCCAUGAACCAGAAACGUGGUGGAAAUUUGAUCCUGAAGAAUUAGAAAAGAGGAAUAAACAUGGAGUGUCUCGUGAAAAGAUUGCUCAGAUGUUGGAUCACUAUGAAUUUAAAAUGUCCAUCUCUAUUGUAAUGAAUUCAGUGGAACCUCCACAUAGAAGGUCUGAGAGGCUUCGAAGACAGAGGUGGGGAGGCUGUCUAGACUCAUGGAAUCACUUUGAUGUUGCAAAAUAACUAAUAUUCAGUUUGCUUUCAACUAAAACAAGCUUGUGGCUUACCUUUUAAAAAACAAAUUGAGACUUUCUGGAGGUUUUUAAAUAGGUUCAACUCUAAUAAAAAAAAAAAAAAGAGAACCAUCAUUACCUCACAGAGUUUGUUCCCAGAAAACUGUUUAAAAUUUUUAAAUGUAAAUAAAAAAUAGUAUAUAAAACUGUAUAUUAUUUUAAAAUAAUUUUUAUUGUACUAAUUUUGGUUUAAGUAAAACAUCUGAAUAGUGUAAUGUGAAACGUUUACUUCAGUUGAAUCUUAAAAUAAUUUUGAUUUCCAAAGUAGGAACCAUUGAGCAAUUUUUCCCAAGUUUAUUAAAAAAUUAGUUACAGAUAAAAUCUUGACUAUUCUGCUCCCCCCAAACAACUUGGAAUAUACAAAACAUAGCUAACUGGUUACAGUGUAUUCUAAUAUUUCAUAUGGUACUCAUUUCUUUAUAGGAGUAAAAUAUUGUUUCUAUAGAUAUAUCCACUUAAACAUUUCUAAACUCCAACCAAUGGCUCAAUUAUUUUGAAUAGAUUUUAAUUUUAAAAAUAAAUUGAAUAAUCCUUUAGAUUUGGCUGUAAUAAAUUUUGACCAGGAUAUUUUGCUUUCGCCACAUUUUUUAUACAAAGCACCUUAUAUUUUCUGAGUAACAGCUUUUCUAUUGAAUUAGAAUUCCAUCAGUUAAAAUUGUAGAUAACUUCUAAGUUAACAUAAUACAUCCCCCUUAAUUUCAGGAAAAGUCAAUUAAUCAUAUGCAAACUAGAAUUAAUGAACAAAUAAAUGAAAAGGCAUUUAUAAAGUCUUUACUGUGUACCAGGUAGUGUGCUAAGCUCCAGAAGAGAAUAAGUUCAAACUAUAAGCAUAGCAAUAGA
Molecule: messenger RNA, 2805 nt
Organism: Gracilinanus agilis (Agile Gracile Mouse Opossum)
Lineage: Eukaryota; Metazoa; Chordata; Mammalia; Didelphimorphia; Didelphidae
Gene: N4BP2L2
Product: NEDD4 binding protein 2 like 2
Exons: 6
Coding region: 485-1915 (476 amino acids)
Biological process (GO): negative regulation of transcription by RNA polymerase II
Cellular component (GO): nucleus
Molecular function (GO): transcription corepressor activity
Source: RefSeq, a predicted model, not a curated record